UAUAUAAGAGACUCAUCGAUACAGUAUAUUCAGUUUACUUCAACAGAUUUACAAUCUAGACUUUUUUUUUUUUAAUAAAAUUAAUUUAAUUUUGAAAAAAUGUCCUGCUACUCAUUUAAAAGCGAUGACGAGGAGUCGGUUGUAUUUUCCGAAGAUAAUAUUGCAACAACAUCUCAAAAAAAAGGUACAUCGAAAAGGUUAGCUGUAAAACCGGAGAAGAAACCAGUAUCGAAAAAGACGAAAAAGAGCACUGCUAUUUGUUAUACAGACAAAAUAUUAGAUUUAAUAACAGAUCCAACUAUACCAACCGAUGCAGAGAACACCUUGAAUAUAAAAAAGGAUGAUUGUUCAUUAACGGUUAAGACACCUGUAGACAAUACGGCUGUAGAUUACUGGACUAUAGCACAUUAUAAAUGUGCUAAAAUUGAUAAGUUGCUCUGCAAGAUAGAUGGAAGCAUGCUGAAUGCUCACUCAAAAUAUCUUUAACAGGACAGCAUCCGGAUGAUUUAACUACAGCCAAAGAAAUGGUGACGCUCAUUCAAUCUGUUUUCGACAAAAUGAUGCGACAUCCCGCCAAGAAGCUAAUCAGAC
Aphis gossypii (cotton aphid) is the source of this 591-nucleotide messenger RNA. RefSeq lists its product as uncharacterized. The record is from RefSeq and is a predicted model, not a curated record. NCBI's taxonomy places the organism in Eukaryota, Metazoa, Arthropoda, Insecta, Hemiptera, Aphididae. The transcript has 4 exons. Bases 100 to 486 code for a protein of 128 amino acids.